This is a messenger RNA of Aplosporella prunicola CBS 121167, 1125 nucleotides long. RefSeq lists its product as uncharacterized. The coding region runs from base 403 to 1023 and encodes 206 amino acids. The record is from RefSeq and is a predicted model, not a curated record. The transcript has a single exon. Lineage: Eukaryota; Fungi; Ascomycota; Dothideomycetes; Botryosphaeriales; Aplosporellaceae.
UUAGAUGGGUGCUGGUGCUGGUAAUGGUGGCGUUUUUCUUGCUUCUUUCCUUUUUUUUUUUUUUUUUUUCUUCUUCUUCACUUCUUCUUGUUCUUUCUUCUAUCUCUGCCCGCCGUUACAACCGGCUUGCGGCUUUCGCGCUGCGCUGCUGCUGGAUAUCCAUCCAUCUAUCUAUCCGUGUCCCUUCCCAGGGACGGAGUUUCUCUCUGCUCAUGUUUGGUGUUGUUGUUUUUCUUCUUCUUCUUGUUCUUUUUCUUUUUCUUCCUCAGCUACGGCGCGGGAACACGGGCGUUGCGGCUUUUGCGCCGGACGCGGUCUUGGCUGCGAGCUUGGGCUUGGGCUUGAUUUGGGCUUGGUUUGAUUUGAUUUGGUAGGAGGGGUGGCGAGGUGGGCUGCUUGCUCAUGCUGUACGCAGCUAGCGGGCUGUGGUUUGGGUUUUUUGGUUUUGGGGUUGGUGGCUCGAUGGUCUGUUUGUGUAUCUGUUCAAAAUCCAUCUGUUUGUCUGUCUCGAUGCGGCUUUGCCUCUUUCCCCAUGGUGGUGUGUAUGUAGUAUAUUCUAUUAUCUUAGCACCGAAUACCCCACUCCCAAUCCCAAUCCCCUUCCUCUUCUUUCUUCUUCUCCUUCGUCUUCGACAUCCGUUGCCCCCGUCUCCGUUCUUAGCCAGAUACCUAGAUGUGGGAGCAACCUCAAGGACAUGGACAUACACAUGGACAUACACAAGCCCAAAACAGCCACCAGCCACCAGCCAACAGCCAACAGCCAACAGCCAACAGCCAACAGCAACCAGCAACCAGCAACCUACCGAACGAAGUAGGCAGGAGCGGCCUCCUGCAUGUCAUGCCAUCCCAAUCAAACAAACACGACAACCAAACAGCACAUCCCCCGCAUCGCAUCCCUUCGGCUCGCCUCGGCUCGUCUUAGCUCAGAUGGACCAGCUUGCCCGCGCGUGCGUGCGUGCGUCAUGUGCUACAACACGGCAGGACGGCACAACGGCACAACGGCAACGGGACGCGGGGAUCUGAGCGGCCCGGUGUAGGGUGUGCGGUGUGUGUAGGGUGUGUGUGUGGGGGGGGCUGACUGCAUGUGUGGGGGAACACUACCCAUGUACAUACUACGUAGCAAGG